GAAAGAUAGUCAAUGAAAAAAACGGUGAAUGAACGGUUUGAAGUUUGAAAUUGUUUGAAUUUAAUUUGCAUCAAAGUUCGUUUGUUAUCCAGAAAUAAAACUUUGGAUUAAAAUGAGUGAUGAAAUAAAGCUUUAACUGUGAUUUUAUCAAGUGAUCACCAAUACAUCUCUCUUACAAAAUGUCUAAUCUGUUUUUCCAAAUUGAAAAUACUCCUGAGCACAUACGAAGGGCACGUCGUACUCAAAAUGUUGUGAAAGAGGCUCCCAAAGAAGAAUGCCCCCGCCUUAUAUUGGCGCCGUUUUCCAGGCCUCCGCAAGUAGUAUUCGACAAUGUCCUCAUUGGAUCAUCUUGCGAGAGGAACUUGGAGGUGUUCAACCCCUCCAAGCAAGUACAACAGAUAACAUUGGGAAAAGCACUGCCCCCAGGGUUAGUAAUCCAUUUGCCGGGUGAAUGGCUGGUCGUAGAACCCGAGACAUGCUACUGUUUGACCAUGAUGUGGACGCCAACACAACCAACUGGUAUCCGGGAGACUAUCCGCUUUACUAAUGAAAGCAGGGGUCGCUAUGAUGUCAUUGUGGUGCUCAAGUCUGUUGUGAAUAUAAAAGGGAAAGGUGUCCAGCCUAAAGGCUUCAAAAUAUCUCCAGGUAAAAUAAAGAAAAAGCCUACAAAAAAAUCUCCUGUCACUAUGUACAAGAAAAAAUCUGAAAUCAUCUACAAUACAACACAAAUUAAAAAGACUUAUAAUGUCAUACAGUCACAACAAAAGUAUGCUCAAGUCUAUGAUAAGGAAAACAUGUCCAUUAAUGACUAUUCUACUUACUCUCGCCCAGAUAAAUGCCCAUUUGACUCUCCAACUAGUGUGGAUUUUAACUUUGACACCUCUGAGAUUUUUUCAAAUAUGCGCAAGCCUGACAUCUUACAACAAACAUAUGAAAAAUCUUACACAAGUAACGAUAGAUUCAAUGUCCCUCAAAAUGUUCUAAAGCCCUCUAAUAAACAAACAUUUGAUGUCUCUGGCACAGAAAUGUUUGACAAUCUAACUUUUACCCCAUUGAAAGCAUUGCCUCCUAAACUUGAUAAGGGACCUCAAAUAAUACUCAGUAUGAACUCUGAAAGUGAGUUAGAUGAUAGCCUCGAAAGUAAUACCUAUAACAAAGAAAACCAGACGCAUUCCAUAAUUAGUGUAACAUCAUCCCAGCCACCAAAUAAGUGGCUGACAGUUAACCACCACACACAAGUUGAAAGCCACAUGGAAACGCCCAAUAUACCCAACAAGAAGCAACCCAACACUUCGUCGCCUAAAGAAUUCAACAGUCCCAACUUCAGCAUCAACACAGAAUUCUCACGCAUCAGCGAUCUUUCAUUCUUCCCGCAAAGGUUUUCCACUGAAAGAAAAACUUUCCCGAAAUUAAACAAUGACACGCAUGAAAUAUUUGACGAACACUUUAAAUUAAGUUCCGAUACUUAUACCAAGGAGUCGCCGAAUACACCUAUGGAGCCCAAUUUCAAUCAAAUUUAUGAGAUGAAGCCACCUCACUUCUUUCUUAAAGACCAACCGAAGAUGUGUAGACAGGCUCUCUUCAGAGAGUACCAGCACCAAAAAGAAAGUUAUGACCAGCGAAAUUUCUUAAAUGCCUACGAGCAUAAUGUAUGGCAAAAUGACCUGCGUGUAGAUACGCGUUCUCCUCCAAGAUCUAUUACGCCGCCUCUGCAGUCAAUUCCUGAAGAGAGUGUACAGUUAUCAGACACUCAGGUUUUCGACCGAACAGAUAAGCAAAUGUCUACUUUCACCAUAAAUCGCACUUUUGACAAAGCUAACGAUAGAUUUUCUACUGCACCUUCAACAAGUCAAAGACAGUCGUGGUCUAAAAAAGCCGUUAGAGCUGAACCGGAUCUUUGGAAAAUACCUGUUUCUCAUGUAAAGAAAGCCGUUAAGAAUAGGCCAUCAGUUAAGGGAAGGGAUUCGGUUUGCAGUAAAGUAUCCAACACGACGUUUGAGACUAGCAAAAGUACUGUACAAAACAUGUCUGUUAGUCAGUUUGAUAAUGUGUAUUCACAAUCAGCGACUGUCGAUCCAUUUUUAUCGUCCACAUAUUUUUACGAUGAAGAAGCCGUGGAAAAGUUUGAGAAGGAGUUUAAGAGGUGGUUGAACUGCAUUUUGACACCACCUGCUGAUCUCGAAAGUAACGUUGAACAGAAAAUAGAUGUGGGCAAGGUGUGGAUUGACAACAGGAAUAAAGAGGUUCCGGCGGCGCCUACCAAGGAACAAGUAUCGAGUGCUUACCACAACAGUCACCGACUGGAGAGUCUCCGCAGAUCUGCAAGAGCUUUACUAAUGAGCCCUGAAAUCGCUAUAGUGUUUCAGAAGUUGACUGCUCAAAUUGAUAAAAAACUCAUCGCUAUAAGAACUGACAGAAAUCUCCACUUGGACGUCGGUCUACAAAAGAUUAUCAUGGAGUUGUUGUUGUCAUACAACCCGUUGUGGCUUCGUAUCGGACUGGAAGCUAUAUAUGGCCUGGUUCUGCCCUUGCAUUCCAACAGCGAUAUCGAGGGGCUCACUACGUUCAUAAUUCAGAGAAUGUUCAAAAAUCCUUUCCUCAAAAAUAAACACUCAAAAUCUAACGCCCCGAAUAUGUUGCUUCCUGCUUAUAUGGAAGCGAUCAAGAAAUUCACUCUCAAGAAGUUUUUCAUGCUCGUUUUCUUCUUAGAUCAAGCAAAGCAGAGAAAACUCAUAUCACAUGACCCGUGCCUUUUCUGCAGGAAUGCAGUGUGUAAAGAAAGCAGGGAAGUUAUCAUAAGAUUCACUAGGGAACUUAUUGCUGGAAUAGGCGAUAUCACAAAACAUCUUAGGCCGCUCGGAUAUGUCGUGAGCCACAAACAAUCCUAUUUAGAUGAAUACAAGUACGCAGUGCACAAUAUAGCUUUGGACAUUAGGGAUGGUGUCCGACUGACGAAAGUUAUGGAGAUAAUAUUAAUGAAAGAUGGCUUGUUGAAUCAACUCCGGACACCCGCUAUAUCUCGCCUGCAAAAGAUCCAUAACGUACAAGUUGCACUGAACGCUUUGAAAGAAGCUAACUACGUGAUCGUUGGUGAAAUCACUUCCAACGACAUUGCUGAUGGUCACAGGGAAAAGACGCUGUCUCUUCUAUGGCAAAUCAUUCACGUGUUCCGCGCUCCGUUGUUCGAGAAAGCCGCUAAUGUUAUACAGACUUGGUGGAGGAAGAAAUACGAAGUCAUUGUUGAGAAAAAGAGGGAAGCUGAGAGGAUACUUCAGAAACAAGUUAACGCUGCGAGUGUGAUCCAAUGUUGGUGGCGCCGUAUUCAAUACAACCGCCUUGUUGAGUGGAAGAUGCAACAAAUAACAACUGCUACUACUAUUAUACAGAAGUAUUGUAGAAUGUGGAUUGAACGAAGUCGCCUUCUGAGAUGGAAAAGGAGUGUUCUAAAGAUCGAAGAGUGGUAUAAAUCUGUGAUCAUGAUGAGGGAAGCUAAAGCUACUCUCGAGAAAUUAAGAGCAGAAAGGAACGAGUUGAGACGUAAAGCGGCUAUUCACCUACAAUGCCAAGUUAGAAGGUGGUUGUGCGUCAGACAGUACACGAUACAAUUAAAGAGGAUUGUAACGAUACAGAGUUUAGUGAGGCGUUUCCUCGUAAGAAAAGAGUACACCCGACUCAAACAAGCAGUCAUCUGCAUCCAACAGAGAUAUAGGAACAAAUUGUUGAUGAGAAAGGAAAUGCAAGAUUUCGCUACUAAGCGUAGAAGCGCUGUAAUAAUUCAAAGCUAUUAUCGCAUGCUUCAACAACGAAGAUAUUUCUUAAAACUAAAGGUAGCCGUUAAAACUGUCGAAGACCGUUACAGGGCCUUGAUUCAAAUGAGGAAAGAUCGUAGUGAAUAUGAGACUCUUAGGAGCAGUGCUAUUAAAAUACAGGCACUUUAUAGACGUAAUAAAUGCAGAACUGAGUACUUAAGACAGAAAAAUCUAAUCAUGUCGCUCCAGAGAAGGGUAAGAGCUCAUCAAUUAAUGAAACAAGAGAAAGAAAGUUUCUUACAAGUCAAGAAUGCCACCAUUGUUCUACAGAAGUAUAUUAAAUCAUAUAUUCUCAUGAAGAAGUCAAGACAAGACUAUGUAAAGCUUCGCAAUUCAACUAUUCUAAUUCAACAAUAUUACCGAACAUAUGUAUUAGCUAAGAUUCAAAGAGACGCCUAUUUGAAGAUGCGAAAUGCUGCAAUCAUUUUGCAAAAGACCUAUAGAAACUUGGUACUGAUGCGCAAAGAGAGAUCCGAGUAUCAAGAACUUAAGAAAUCUGCGAUUGUGAUCCAACGAAGGUACAGAGCUCAAAAAUUAAUGCAGAAACACCGAGAAGAAUAUACGAAGAUCUUACAAGCCACAUUAGUCUUUCAACGUAGGUACAAUGCCCUUAUGAAAAUGCGUUUACAUAGAGCUGAAUAUCUGAAAAUUAAAUCAUCUUGUACCGUUAUUCAAAACGCCUAUCGAGCCUUUGUGUUAGGCAGACAGCAAAGAUCAGAAUUCCUAAAGCAAAAACAAGCCGCUUUAAAAAUCCAAAAUUGGUUCAGAAGUUGCAAGAAGGGCAAAGAGGUGCAACAACAAUAUCAGCAGUCUAAACAAGCUUGUGUAGUUAUACAAAAAAUCUACAGAGCUUAUAUUAUUGGUAAGAAACAGAGACAAGAGUACGUGCGCAUUAGAACGGCUACCAUUCGCAUUCAGAAGUAUUUCAGAUCGUAUAUUGAAAUGAAAAUUGUAAGACAGCAGUUCAUUACACUGAAAACUUCCACAGUCACCAUUCAGAGAUAUUAUAGAUCUCAUUUAGAAACCAAGAAACAAAGAGCAACAUACCUACAAAUGAAGAAAGCAGCCGUGGCGAUCGCUGAUCAUUAUAAACGUUAUAAAGAAACUGAGAAGAUCAGACAAGAGUAUUUACGUCUUCGGGAAGCAGUAUCUUCUGUACAGAGGAGAUAUAGAGCUAUUUGUGCCAUGAGAACAGAAAGGGAACAAUACUUGAGGGUAAAAAAAUUAGUAGUUCUAUUGCAACAAAAGUACAAAGCUAAAUUAGCAAUGAGGAGAGAACGAAAGGCAUUCUUAAUGUGGCGAAAUGCAACUCUGAACAUUCAGAGUAGAUUUAGGGCUCAAAGAUUAAUGAAACUGGAAAGAACACGCUACACUACGCUACUAAAACAAUGCAUCACAAUUCAGAGGUUUUAUAGAGCGUAUUUAGAAGGCAAGAAACAAAGACAAGCUUACCUUACUUCGAAACGAUCGGCUGUUGUUUUACAAACUAGGUUCAGAGCUCUGCAGGCUAUGAGAAAGGAAAGAAAAUCAUAUUUAGAAGUUAAAUCUGCAGCUAUCACCAUUCAAAGAAAAUAUAGAGCACAAUGUUUGAUGUUAAAAGAAAGGAAAAACUACAUAAAUGUGGUCAAUGCUUGUAUAACCAUCCAAAGAAGAUUCAGGGCGCACGUAUGUGGCAAACUUCAGAGAACAGAAUACAAUAGAAUCAAAUCGGCAGUAAUCUUAAUCCAACAACGGUUCAGGCUUAUUCGAGAAACAAGAAGAAUUCAAAAUGAAUAUAAGAAGUUGCGAGAGGCAGUUUUAUUAGUACAAAAUAGGUAUCGAGCAAAUAAAACCGCACGCAUUAUUCGAGAGAAUGAAGCGGCAAAAAAGAUACAGAACUGGUACAUUGCAUCGAAGAAACGCGUCGUUUGUCGCCAUGAAUUUUUGAAACUGAAAGAAAGUGCAAUUCUAACUCAGUCCGUUGUCAGAAUGUUGAUAGCACGUAAGAGGUUUAUUGCAAUCCGAGAAGCUACACUUUGCAUUCAGAGAUUCUAUCGGUCAUACAAGUUAACGGUAACUGAGAAACAAAGAUAUAUUAAUACAAGGAUUUCCAUAAUCAAAUGCCAAAGCUACGUGAGGACCUUUAUUGAAAGAAGGCGCUUCUUCAGAUUGCGUUCUGCUGCGAUGACAUUACAAGCAGCGUAUAGGCUCAAAAAACAAAGAGAAACAUUUAAGUCCAAACGAAUUGCAGCAGCGGUUUGUCUACAGAAACAUGUAAGGCGUUAUCUUGUAAGGUCUUGGUACGUAAGGUAUAUGGACCGAGUUAGAUUUAUUCAAAGAAUAUGGAGAGGAAAAUUACUAACAAGACUGAUCCAUUGCGAGUUUGUACAGAAAAGAAGGAUUAUAGUCAAGUUCCAGGCUAUCGUUAGAGGGUAUUUAGUGAGAAAACAAAUCCAGUUGAAACGAGAACACAUUCAAAAGACGAGGGAAGAGCAGAGGAUUUACUGGGCUGCUUCGAAAAUUCAGGCGCUGUUCCGCGGUCACUUAGCAAGAGUAAAUAUUGCUCACAACAAGCGAGUCUCGGCAAUCAGGCGCAGAUGGCGAGAUGGAGGCCUGAAGUCUACCCAGGAGACUAUGAAGGAACGUAAUGAAGAAGCUAUGGAGGUCCUGCGUAAUAUCAGCUGUAUCGAGACUGUUAUUAAGGCCUUCAGAUCACUUGAAUUACUAACAGAAGUAUUCCCGAUGAUGUACAACGACAAUGCGUCGGCCAUUGUCCAUCGUGUGUACACAUACAUGUCGGUAACAAACAGAUCCAUUUCUAGCAUAGAAGUGCUCACGUCUGCCUCUGCCAUACUUGUCAACCUGACUCGGUAUCGAGUCACAGGACCGAAGAUAUACUUGAGGGAUCGCAUACCGCCAAUCCUGAAAUUCAUGUGGAGAUUCAGCAAAACUGAAACACAGAUGUUCUGUAUCAUGGCUACAUAUUUGUGGUUGUUUGCGAAGUAUGAAAACGUUAAAAAGGACUUAACAGAGCUCCUGAACCAGCCCGAAAACCAUCGAAUGCUAGUAUCAAUAAAGGGUAACGUCGACAGAAACAAACGAAUGACGACCAACAGUAUGAAAAACAAAUUCAGUACCCCACAGCCAUCGAGAUUUAUCUCCCAUACAAGCAACCAAUCGUUAAACAUGAGCCUUUGUGCAGGCCAAGUUACUGUGUUGCCAGCCUUAGAACCCGACUACGGUAUUGCCAGGGUUGAUAAACCACGUUACUUCGAAGACGCUCAACAAGCCAUCAGUUGCCUUUUCCAUACUUAUAACUUGUGAUUAUAUCUCGUUUGAUUUUUGUUUGAAUAUAAUUUAAGAUAGUUUAAUAUAUUCUAUUUUUAGGACUGAUUAUGUUACUGUAUUAAGUUUUUAGUUAUGAAAUAUCUCGGUUGAAUAUCUUGUGCAAGUAAUACAAACAUGAAAGGCUUCAUUUAGCAUUUUUUCUAAAAAAUAGUCUAUUUUACUUAUGUAGGAAAUUAAGUGCAGUGAAUAUGCCAUAUAUCUCCAUGUUUGUUUAAUUCAUACAACGAUAAACUUAUGACUGUAUAUUUUUUGUUUCUCCUGUAAUAAUGAAUUUUAUUGUUAAAUUAUAAUAUUAGUCAGGCUACUAUUAUGUCUUAUUUAGAUUUUUUUAACGGCCGUCUAGUUAUCUGAUAUGCGACGAUUUUCUUGACGUUAUUUGCCUGUUGGUUUUUGUGUGACUGUUUAUAUUAAUUAAACGUUUUAUAACAAUCGAAUUAAUGUAUAAUUGUGUACUAAUGUUUAACAUAACAUUAAGUAUUGUUACUAAUUAUGGACGAGUUUGUCAAUAAAUGACUCAUUAAAAACUAGUGUGUUUGUUU
Helicoverpa armigera (cotton bollworm) is the source of this 7675-nucleotide messenger RNA. RefSeq names its product protein abnormal spindle (gene asp). Gene Ontology annotation, biological process: spindle organization; establishment of meiotic spindle localization; mitotic cell cycle. Gene Ontology annotation, molecular function: calmodulin binding. The record is from RefSeq and is a predicted model, not a curated record. NCBI's taxonomy places the organism in Eukaryota, Metazoa, Arthropoda, Insecta, Lepidoptera, Noctuidae. Gene Ontology annotation, cellular component: spindle pole. The transcript is spliced from 8 exons. Bases 180 to 7112 code for a protein of 2310 amino acids.